AUGGAAAAUACGACAAAAAGAAAUGAUAAAGAAAGAAUGAGGUUAGGAUAUAAUGAAAUAAUGAUAAAGAGAAAAAAAAAAGAAACGAAUGAAUGUAAAAAUAUAGAAUAUACACAAGAAGAUAGAAAUACAUAUGGAACUACAAUACCAAUAGAAGUUAAUUCACUUGGAGAUAUAUGUUUUAGAUGGUGUGAUGAUAUUCAAUCAAUUAAUAUACCAAUAAAUGUUAGUAAAAUAGGAGAUGAAUGUUUUGAAUAUUGUACAUCAUUAAGAAUAAUUAAUAUACCAACAAAUGUUAGUGAAAUAGGAAAUAAAUGUUUUGAAAGAUGUUCGUCAUUAAAAUCAAUUAAUAUAGAAAGUGCAAAGUUUAUAACCACAGACAAUGUAUUUUUUAUGAAUAUUAAUGAAUUUAUUAUACCAACAUCAAUUACUAAAAUAGCUGAUUAUUGUUUUUAUAGAUGUUCAACAUUAAAAUCAAUUAAUAUUCCAACAUCAAUUAUUGAAUUUGGAUUUGAUUGUUUUUCAUGCUGUGACUCAUUGAGUAGUAUUACUAUCCCAACAUCAAUUACUGAAAUAGGUGACUGGUGUUUUAGAGAAUCUUCUAACUUAGUUGAUAUUGUUAUUCCAUGUCCAAUUGUUAAAUUAAAAAGCAUGCGUUUUAUCAAAUGUUCUUCAUUAAAAUCAGUUGAUAUAUCAGCACCAAUUGCUAAAAUAGAACGUGAAUGUUUUAAAGAAUGUAUAUCAUUAACUAACAUUAUUCUUCCAACAUCACUCUGUGAAAUAGGAGAUAAGUGUUUUCAAAAAUGUAAGUCAUUACAAACAAUUAAUAUACCAUCGUCAGUUAAUAAAAUAGGAAGUUAG
Molecule: messenger RNA, 861 nt
Organism: Entamoeba histolytica HM-1:IMSS
Lineage: Eukaryota; Evosea; Mastigamoebida; Endamoebidae
Exons: 3
Coding region: 1-861 (286 amino acids)
Source: RefSeq, a predicted model, not a curated record